Molecule: messenger RNA, 2430 nt
Organism: Heterobilharzia americana
Lineage: Eukaryota; Metazoa; Platyhelminthes; Trematoda; Strigeidida; Schistosomatidae
Source: the annotation of a GenBank genome assembly
AUGAGAAGAAUGCCUCUGUUGUUUUGCUUGUUAUUGCUUGCCCUUGAAGUGUCACAUGGGCUGUCAUCGAAAGAGCAAUACCUACAAUUUGUGUCUGUAAAUGGUGUUGACCAUGGUGUUUAUUUCUACGAACAUCCUGGACUCAAAAAUCCCAUCGAAAUAGAUGCAACUAUACGACAGCAAGUUCGCAUUAGGAUAAUUGAGCAUCUGAAUGAGCUCCCAGUGUUAAAAAUACACUGUAUUGUUGCUCCACUUGACCCAGCUCAUGAACUUGUAUCUGCUUAUCUGUGUCGCAGAAAGUCCACGCACGAUUUAGAUGAAUGCAUUGAUCCUAAAAUGCGAAAUGUUGUCUUUGGCCGUGUUGAGUUCAGCGUCAAUGGCAACAGAUCCUCAGGAUACACCUUUUCUUCUAGAUUACCAGUUAGAGAUGAACUGCUCGACGGCUUUUAUUCUUGCAAAUUCCACAACAAGAAUGGAGAGUUAAUUUCAAAUUUCAUUGAAAUACAGGAUGCUUAUUAUUACCAUAAACGUAUGGUACGACGUCCUGUCAAGCAGACCGAAUUUUUACCUCCCCUAUCCAUCAAUGAUCUCCCUCUAAGUUUGGAAUGCGGACAAACUCAAGCGUCUGAAGAUUUACCAGACUGGGCUGAUGCAGCGUUUCCUAGUCCGUUUAUGUGGUCAUUCUGUGAUGUAGAAAGUCCUGAUGGUAUACAAUCUGCUGGCUGCAUGCGUAGAGUUCGACAGACAUCUAUUCAUGUUACAGAAUAUUUUGAAAGUUAUGUUUCUCCAAAUGGCACACUAGUUCUGUACAAACGCACGACGUCAUCUUGGAAAGAUAUGGGCUUAGUCUGUUGGAGCCAUCUGGAUUCUUCAGCCGUGUAUUCAACCUAUUUUGGUGGUUCAUCUGAGCAACCAAGACUGUUGACUUACGAUUCUAGUGUACCAUUUGUCGGUCGUGGUAUAACCGUAUUGUCUCCACUCAAACAAAAAGUUACUGUCCGAAAAGGACCUCGUACUGGUCUCAAGCUGGCAACUAAAUAUCGAUCCAGUCCAGAAGUUACAUCUGUGAAAUGGACUAAGGAUGGCAGACGUAUCCCGUCUGAUUUCCCUGGACACAAUGAUUAUCUGUUGAAAUUUCCUGAUCAUGUUAACCGAAAUCACUCUGGAACUUAUAAUUUACUUGUGGAAAGUGGCAAUGAACAAGUCAAUUUCCAAUUUAUAGUUAGUGUAGUUGGUCCACCUGAAGUAAUACGUGCUCCUCCGCCACUACUUUUAGUCAUGGAAGGACAAAAUGUAACAUUCAGUUGCCAAUUGGAUUCGUUUAAAACAGAGACUUUGGAGAUAAACGGUCUGUCAUACCAACCAAAUCCUGAAAACUUCCGUACUGAGCUAAGAGAUCAGUAUCCCUAUUUGAAAGAUGCUUUAAUCCAGCCAUUACAGAAGAAUGGUCAUAUUCUUACGUAUUCGGCUUAUAAUUUAUUCUUCACACCUGGCAGUAAGAUUGGGCCAACUCAUACUGUCAGCUUGGUUGGGAGAAAUGAGUAUGGUCUUGCUCGUGUGUCUACUGUUGUCAGAGUACUUCCUCGAAUCAACAUCUUAAAGGCUCCGAAGGAUUAUUCCUGUACCACUGACUGCUUAAAUACCGAUUCACAUACAUUCGAUUGUGUUAUUGAUACGGAUCCAUAUCAGUCUACAUACAUUGUGCAAACAUGGGAGUUAAACGGUAUAGCUGUGUCGAAAAUGACAAAAGAUUAUCAGCAAUCAAGAUUUAUUAAAACAGAAGGAACUAAGUUGAUAGUUACACCCGUGGAUGAUCCGUCACUGGCUGCAUUGUUUCGAAAAGUGAAGGUGACUUGCCGCUGGCGUAUAUUUUAUCCAUAUGUAACUUCUCGUAUGGCAGACCAAGAUACCAGACUUUCGGGGCCAAAUAUGAAGGUAUAUGACUCUCAUGACGAUGUAAAGAUCCAUUCACUUAUGACAGCAGCUUUGGACCUUCAAGUGGAUCAUGAUUCCACUCCUGCAUCAGCCAACAUUUCCUGGAUAACUGCUGUAAUUAUUGGCAUCCUUGUUAUAAUCGCUAUUGGAGUUUUGACUGCUUGUCUUGUUAUGCGUUUUCGAGGGGAAACAUAUAUGUUGGAUCGAGAAGAACGCGCUCUUGGAAAUGAUCCAGAAAAAGAAUUACGCGAAAAGGAGGCUUUUCAAACAUAUGAACGAGCUGAAGAACCACCUCUUCGAGGUAGUCGUUGCUCCUUGAAUGAUGAUAGCGCUGAAAUUGGAAGUGAUGCAGACGGCGAAUUAGAUGAUUACAAUCUCGAUCCCGGUAAAUUCAAUGAAGAAGGUUCAUUCAUUGGUGAAUAUGCUACAGAGAAACAUAAAAACACAAUGAAUCGUUUACCUACGCUUGAUCGAAACUAUCAUCCAUCAGUCUAA